AUGAAUACUGAUAAAUCAAUAAGAAUGCUUGCAUGUUGGAAGGAUCAACGAAGACCAGUUUUAAUAAAAAUUGAUGAUGAUAUAUCAACAAUCGAAAAAACUAUUAUUAAUGUCUUCCAAUUGCAGCAAGUGAAUAAUUUUUAUGAAUAUCAAAUUCAAUAUUAUGAUCAUGAUUAUGAAAGAUUUGUUGAUUUAUAUUCUGAAACAUUACAUUUAUUUCAACAAAAUUUAUAUAAACUUUUAGCACUCGAAGCACCACAAAAAUCAUCAAAACAAUGGACUUUAAAAGUUGUUUCGAAAACCAUUGAAACUAUACGUCAUAGAUUAGGUGAAUCAAUAACUGAUGAUACAUAUAGUUAUCAACAAGAAAAUGAUCGAACAGAAUUAACUGUCAACGAAAAUAAUGUAUCUAUAAAACAUCAUAUUGAACCAUCUUCACUUUCAGGAAUCCAUAAUCCAGAAACUUUGCCCAGAUCUCAAACAAGUCAAUAUAAUAAUAAUGAUCAACUAUUACGAUCAUAUACAUCUAAUGGUGAAUUACCUAUUAUACAUAAUCAUCCAUACGGUUUUGGCUUUGAUUCAUAUCUUGCCAAAUAUCAACGAUUACAAUUUGAAAGUGACAUGUUUCGUAAAAGCUCUGCAAGACCAAUCAUUGGUGGUGUUCUACUUCGAGCAUCUUCUAAACCGGAUGCAACUACAACCAAUGAUACACUUUAUCCAACUGUUCACUUUCGAAUUCCAAAUGAUCAACUUCAUCAUUCAUGGUUUAUUUAUAUUUACAUAUUAACUGAAGCAGAUGCAAAUAGUAUUCAUUAUUUACAUGCAUCAAAAGGUAUAUUUGAUAAUAUCACAAAACCUGAAGAUAAAUUCGGCAUCAUUCUAACUACAGAAUUAGUUAAUCCAUACGUUGUUCAAUUAUCUCAAAGUGAACUUCGCGAUGGAAAAUUUGAACUUCGCAUAAAAGUUUGCAAUGUAAGAAAUUUAUCGAUACUUAAACACGAAUAUUUACGAAAAUUUCCUCAAUUACAUACUCUUCUAAUUCAUGAUGAUGAAAAAUUAUUAUCGAAACAAACAACAUUUAAUUUAAAUUUUUCAAAUGAAAAAUAUCAUCUUGGAUGCAUUCUUGUUCAAAAUAACGUAGCCCAAGAUCUAUGUAUAUCAAAUUCAACGAAUACUGAUAAUCAUCGCAAACGUAAUGAUACUGAUCAAUCAAGACAACAAGAUGAUGAGUUACUAGCAAAGAAGCAGAAACAAGAAUAA
Messenger RNA from Rotaria sp. Silwood1, 1260 nucleotides. Lineage: Eukaryota; Metazoa; Rotifera; Eurotatoria; Philodinida; Philodinidae. The record is from the annotation of a GenBank genome assembly.